Molecule: messenger RNA, 1842 nt
Organism: Herpailurus yagouaroundi (jaguarundi)
Lineage: Eukaryota; Metazoa; Chordata; Mammalia; Carnivora; Felidae
Gene: ST3GAL4
Product: ST3 beta-galactoside alpha-2,3-sialyltransferase 4
Exons: 12
Coding region: 137-1243 (368 amino acids)
Biological process (GO): glycolipid biosynthetic process
Molecular function (GO): beta-galactoside (CMP) alpha-2,3-sialyltransferase activity; beta-D-galactosyl-(1->3)-N-acetyl-beta-D-galactosaminide alpha-2,3- sialyltransferase activity
Source: RefSeq, a predicted model, not a curated record
CUGCCCCCCGCCCUCCUCUCUCCAGAGCUCCAGCUCUUUCUCCAGAGGUACCUGCUGGGAUGGAGGAGGCUGGCCAGAGCAGGGAGGAGAUUUCCAUUCAGACACCUUCCAGCUGUCCAAAUAGAGGGGGAAGAAAAUGUUCUCUUUCCGGAACAGCUGGACUGACAGCCGGGAAGGCCAGGUGGCCCGAGGCAGCCGGGAUGACAGCUCUCCCCAGGAACCCUGCUACCCGCUGAGAAACAUGAUCAGCAAAUCCCGCUUGAAGCUCCUGGCCAUGUUGACGCUGGUCCUGAUCGUCAUGGUGUGGUAUUCCAUCUCCCGAGAAGACAGGUACAUUGAGCUUUUUUAUUUUCCCAGCCCAGAGAAGAAGGAGCCGUGCUUCCAGGGUGAGGCAGAGAGGAAGGCCUCUAAGCUCUUUGGCAACUGCUCCCGAGAUCAGCCCAUCUUCCUGCAGCUGAAGGAUUAUUUCUGGGUCAAGACGCCGUCUGCCUACGAGCUGCCCUACGGGACCAAGGGGAGCGAGGACCUGCUUCUCCGGGUUCUAGCUAUCACCAGCUACUCCAUUCCAGAGAGCAUCCAGAGUCUCAAAUGUCGCCGCUGCGUGGUGGUGGGGAAUGGGCACCGGCUUCGCAAUAGCUCGCUGGGAGACGCCAUCAACAAGUACGACGUGGUCAUCAGAUUGAACAACGCCCCAGUGGCUGGCUAUGAGGGCGACGUGGGCUCCAAGACCACCAUGCGUCUCUUCUACCCUGAGUCUGCCCACUUCAACCCCAAAGUGGAGAACAAUCCAGACACACUCCUUGUCCUGGUAGCUUUCAAGGCAAUGGACUUCCACUGGAUUGAGACCAUCCUGAGUGAUAAGAAGAGGGUGCGAAAGGGCUUCUGGAAGCAGCCUCCCCUCAUCUGGGACGUCAACCCCAGACAGGUGCGGAUUCUCAACCCCUUCUUCAUGGAGAUCGCAGCUGACAAACUGCUGAACCUGCCCAUGCAGCAGCCUCGCAAGAUUAAGCAGAAGCCCACCACAGGCCUGCUGGCCAUCACCCUGGCACUCCACCUCUGCGACCUGGUGCACAUCGCUGGCUUUGGCUACCCAGACGCCCACAACAGGAAGCAGACCAUUCACUACUACGAACAGAUCACGCUCAAAUCCAUGGCGGGGUCAGGCCACAACGUCUCCCAAGAGGCCCUGGCCAUCAAGCGGAUGCUGGAGAUUGGAGCAGUCAAGAACCUCACCUUCUUCUGACUUGGGCAGGAGUUCUACCCAACAGUCUGCCUGCUCUGCCACCUGAGCGGCCCCAUCCCUGGCUGUGGGGGUGCCUGGCACCAGCAGGACCUGCCUGGACUCACCGUCCCCCGUGUGGAGAGGGGUCCUGGUACUGGCCAGGUCUGAGAUGAGGCCGUGCCCCGGGCUGCUCUUGUGGAGGCCCGAUCCCGUCAGGGUGGAGGCCCUGGGGUGGUGGGAGGCCGUUCGAGGCAUGGGGUCUGUUGGCUGUGGCAUCCCUUCUCCACCAGCACCGGGAGGUUAUUUAAUGGGCUAUUUAAUUAAAAGGUAGGAAUGUGCCAUGGGCUGGUCCCAUGGCAUCUGGAAGAGAGGGCAUAGUACAGUGUUCUGCCCGCUUUUUAUAAAAAACACGAAAGUGCUGGGCCCACCAAAGCCUAGACCCAGAGCAGGCCUCCCAGGAGGGCAGGGAUGUCCGGAGUGGGUGGGUGCCCUCCAGAGAGGGGCUGCUACCUCCCAGCAGGCAUGGGAAGAGCACUGGUAUGGGGGUUCCACGGAGAAUGGGACCUCGUCUAGAAAAGAGGUUUGAAACCUAUCAUUAAACUAUUUUUCCUAAAACGGAA